AUGAGUGCGAUAAAAGAAUCAGACUUCUGCUGGAAGAGAUGUAGAGUAUGGAAACCGAAAUACAAAGCUCCAAGUCUCUUGAAGCUUUGCAGAGACGUGGUAAUCAGAAACAUGGGGUUGCGCCGAGUUUGGAAAGCGCGCAAAGAGCUACCUUUGCCGCGAAAUUUAAUUAAAUUAUUAACUUCGAAUUUCAGCUUUAGAGAAUUUGAACUACAGGGCAUUGAUUUAUCCAGAGACAUGCGAAUUCACUGCAUAUAUCCCACCAGGAGUUUACUGGAUAAUUCUAAGGUCUUGUUGAAGUGCAUAAACAUCAAGUCUUGUGAAUCUGCGAGUUUGUCUCAUCUAUUACAGAGAUGGACCGACGUGAGUCACAAAAAUAUAAUGCGGGUUUUACUGUGGUUUAAAGAAGGGGACUCCGUGGGAGUUGUUCUGGAACCGUUUCCAAAAAGUCUUCACGAGUUGGUGCACGAUUAUCGGAAAACUGGCAUUAAAUUGCCGGAGUGGCUUUUAUGGAAAAUGCUUCAUCAAAUCUGCGACGUCUUGUUGUAUUUACAGAGAAAACAGAUUGUGCACCCUGAAAUUUCAAGUAAAACAUUGUCUCUCACACGCACGGGGGACAUCCUACUGCAUAAUCUUUUAAUUUAUACACCCAGUGAAACGGAGCUUAACGUAUGCGUUGAUGCCAAAGAUUCUUUUUACGGUAUUUACGUUGCCCCGGAAAGAAUCAAAGGACAGAGAUAUUCACCAAAACAAGACUCUUGGUCGCUUGGAUGCGUUGCUUACGAAUUAGUUUACUUAGGACCAGCUUUUCACCUUGGCCCCGGGGAAAAUAUUUUCAAAGUCUUGAACAACAUUGUGAAUGGUGUUGCUCCUCCGCGACUUGCCGAAGCCGACUAUUAUAGCCCUGACGCUGUGAAUUUGAUUUUGUCAUGUUUAAUGCCAGACCCAAGGCUGCGACCCACGAUUGAAGACUUGUUUUACUUAACCAGUUCACUGAUGCGUUCGACAAAGCUGUGUUAG
This is a messenger RNA of Porites evermanni, 1020 nucleotides long. NCBI's taxonomy places the organism in Eukaryota, Metazoa, Cnidaria, Anthozoa, Scleractinia, Poritidae. The record is from the annotation of a GenBank genome assembly.